Adineta ricciae is the source of this 1452-nucleotide messenger RNA. NCBI's taxonomy places the organism in Eukaryota, Metazoa, Rotifera, Eurotatoria, Adinetida, Adinetidae. The record is from the annotation of a GenBank genome assembly.
AUGAAACUUCUCUUUUACUUGUCUUUAAUCCAUUUCGUGUUCACCGAAGAUGCCAAUUAUCCAUAUGAUCUCUCGGAUUGUACACAUUUGAUCUUACCCGAACGUUGUCAAUGUUAUCAUUCUGGAAAUGAAUCUCAGUUACAUUGUCAUAACAUACAAUUAGAAUUCUUGCCUAAAUUACCGAAUAAUAUGCAUUGGUAUGCGUUGGAUUUCUCAUUCAACUCGCUUACAUCCAUUGAUAGUUAUGUUUUUUCGGAUAUCUAUGUGGAAAAACUAGAUUUACAUUCGAAUAGGUUACAAACCAUUGAAGUAACUGCUUUCGAUCAAAUACAAAACUUACGGCUACUAUUUAUUAAUCAAAAUCAAUUGAAAAGCUUUCAUCCGAAUGUUUUGACAUCGCCAGGUGUGAGUUUAGAAAUUCUCGACAUAUCGAAGAACCCAUUUGAACAUUUAAAUCUCGGCGAAAUCUUUCUCCAGGCACCCGUUUUACGCGAAUUAUAUGCGACGGAUUGUCAACUGAAUGAUUCGACGCUUUCGACGAUAUCGAAAUUAACUACAAACAACUCUCACCAUAAUCUUCGAAUUCUCGAUUUGAGUUCGAACAAUCUGACUGCAUUAUGCAAUCGUUUCUUCUCGGGUUUAGUCGGUUUAACAGAACUGCGCUUGAAUAACAACCAGAUCCGUUUUAUCGAUAAUGAUUUCAUCCGAACACUGAAUUACUUACAAAUAUUAAACUUAGCAUUUAACUCAAUCGAGCAUGUACCGCAUUUGUUUAGUUCAUCGUUGGAAAUUUGGAACAUGUCGUCGAAUUCCAUUCGAUAUUUAAGCGAUUAUUUCGUAUCGAACCUUCAUUCAAUCCGUGUGAUUGAUUUCGAAUCAAACCAAUAUCUGGACACGAUAUCGUCGCGUGCAUUUUGCUUUCUCAACAUUUUAACAUUGGAAAAGCUUUCAUUUCGCUCGAAUAAUCUCUUUUCUGCAAACACAUUUUCGGAUCUACUUUGCCAACUAUUGGAACAUAACAGUACAAAACAGAACCUUCUCGAUGUCAAUCAUAACGUCUACCUUGAAUGCGAUUGUAUUCUAACACAAUUUGAACGAUAUCUUAUUGAUUAUUGGGACUUGACUUGCACUCAACAAGGACAAGAUCGAUAUUUUAUCUCGAAAUUAACCAAUGUGUUCGCCAAUUGUACUUUAGAUUUCUGCUCACGACUGAAAAAAGAACAUAUUUGCCGCUGGGAUCAGAUUGAAUCCGUUCCCUGGUUUGGAUCAUGUCCAGUACUGACCAAUGAAGUCACCAAUCUCACAGCGAAUGAAUCAGAAACCAUCAAGUCGCCGAAUAUUUCGCAAAUAUGGACGAACAGAAGUGCACUGAAUCGAAUGACACAAACAUCAGCAUGUGAUCGAAUGAAUUCUAUCUUACUGUUGAUUCUCUUAUUUUUAUUGUAUAUCUAA